Linum tenue is the source of this 555-nucleotide messenger RNA. Lineage: Eukaryota; Viridiplantae; Streptophyta; Magnoliopsida; Malpighiales; Linaceae. The record is from the annotation of a GenBank genome assembly.
AUGGCGGCGGAAGAUCUUCAUCGUAAUCCCGGCUGGCCUCUAAUAUUUGAACUGGUGAGGACGGUGGAGUACCGCUUCUUUCAUUGCCGCCGGUGCUCCUGCUGCGUCGCCUUCCCCGAUACUUUCUUCGAAAAGGCCGAGAACUACGGUUUAUUUGUUGCCGUGUUCAAUUUCAAGCUGGAUAAGCAGAAGGAGGAGAACAGAGGGAACGUGUGCAUCACAACAGCGGACGUGCAUUGUCUUCAAUGCAAUAAUCUCUUCGGCGUCAAAGUGGACUGAGUUGAUGUAUUGGAAUGGGCAUGAAGAAGUGGAGGCAAGCUCGAUAGAACCACCCAAUCGAUCAAGACGAGAGAUUGAAGAACAAAUCGAGCGCAUUUAUCGACAGAAAAAUUUGCCCAUUUGAUAAACAAACAUUGUUACACAAUUACAAGAACACUAGCUACUCUCCUCCAUCCGAUUUACAAUUUUUUUUACUUCCCGUGCCGCCACGGUUUUUCGAAUGGCGAGCGACGAAGCAUAGAUGAAUGUUAGAGUUAACAACAUUUUAGAUAGGAG